AUGGCACCGCCCACAGGAAAGCGCGUCAAGGGCGUUCAAAUAUUCCGACCCUUUGUCUACGGAACAACAGCACGACCCUUCGACGAAAAGACAAACCCCAAACCGGCCGGCGUUCCAGAUGAUCACACGCACUCCUGGACCGUCUUCAUCAAGGGCAUUGACAAUGUCGACAUUACCUACUGGCUUAGGCGCGUUCAGUUCAAGCUUCACGAGUCCAUCCCAAAUCAUGUUCGCAUGGUAGAAGGAAUCAAAGGCCAACCCUUCCAAAUACACGAGACCGGCUGGGGUGAAUUCGAAAUCACCAUGAAGCUCUACUACGUCCCCGAAUCCUCCGAGAAGCCCCAGACGCUCUAUCAUCACCUGCGGCUGCACCCGUUCGGCCGCACCGAAGAAGAGAAGGAAGCCAUGCGCCUCAACGGCGGCGAGGUCAUCUCGUGGGUGUACGAGGAACAGAUCUUCAACGAGCCCUACGAGCCCUUUUACGACAUCCUCAUCUCGGGCGCGCUCCCACCCUCGGCCCCGACGCUAAAAGACGGCGGCGGUGGUGGUGGUGGUAGUGGUGCCGCGACGCCGACCAGCGCGAACACGCCCGGGGCGAGCAGUAAUAAGGGUGGAAACAAAAAGGGUCACGAGAGGAGUCACUCGCGGGCGAGUGUGAGCACGAACAAGGACGGGAAGAAUAAUGAGCCCAAAGAGGAGCCGUUUGUCAUGCAAAGGUCCGAGGGAGGUGUAUUGGAGCGGAGCGCGAUAAUUCCGCUAGUCAAUAGGCCGGGCCAUCCGUUCAGUCGGGAGACGGAGCAGUUGGAGAUUCAGAAGCUCAAGGAGGCGAUGGUGAAGGUGGAUGAGAUGAGGAAGCAUAUGCUGGAGGAGAUGGAGAAGAAGCAGAAGCGGCUCGAAGCACUGAGGGCGGAAAACGCAAAGGCUGCUUAG
Messenger RNA from Sordaria macrospora k-hell, 930 nucleotides. RefSeq lists its product as uncharacterized. Lineage: Eukaryota; Fungi; Ascomycota; Sordariomycetes; Sordariales; Sordariaceae. Gene Ontology annotation, biological process: regulation of DNA-templated transcription. The record is from RefSeq and is a predicted model, not a curated record.